This is a messenger RNA of Annulohypoxylon truncatum, 750 nucleotides long. Its product is annotated as AhpC-TSA-domain-containing protein. The transcript is spliced from 2 exons. Bases 1 to 750 code for a protein of 249 amino acids. The record is from RefSeq and is a predicted model, not a curated record. Gene Ontology annotation, cellular component: cytoplasm. Gene Ontology annotation, biological process: cell redox homeostasis; cellular response to oxidative stress. Gene Ontology annotation, molecular function: thioredoxin peroxidase activity. NCBI's taxonomy places the organism in Eukaryota, Fungi, Ascomycota, Sordariomycetes, Xylariales, Hypoxylaceae.
AUGCCGGUUGAGCUCCGCAAGCGCAAAGCUCCCGCGCCGGCUCCAGAGCCUCCCACCAAAAAGCAAACCAAGGUCUCAAAGGUAGCCGCCAAAGUUAAGGAGACUGUCAAGGGCAAGCCUGCGAAGUCUGCCAAGCCUGCCGAUGCCAAUGGCUCAUCUAAAGCCGCAAAGCCCGUCGUUGGCGACAUCGUCGCCCUCGACGGAUUUGGUGGCGAGAUCGAGACCAACGACGGCAAGAAGACUACUCUGAAGGCUCUUGUCGACGAGAGCAAAUCUGGAGUCGUGAUCUUCACAUACCCCAAGGCCUCUACGCCGGGCUGCACCACCCAAGCUUGUCUCUUCAGAGACUCUUACGAGCCCUUGACCAAAGGCGGUCUCGCCAUCUACGGCCUCUCGUCUGAUUCGCCUAAGGCAAACACAACUUUCAAAACCAAGCAGAACCUACCUUAUCCGCUUCUAUGUGACCCCAGCGCCACUCUGAUCGGUGCCAUUGGGCUCAAGAAGGCGCCUAAGGGUACGACCCGUGGCGUCUUUGCCAUAGACAAGACUGGCAAAGUUCUCCUGGCCGAGCCUGGCGGGCCAGCUGCGACGGUAGACGCCGUUAAGAAGCUAGUCGCUGAAAGCAAAGGGGAUGAUGCCGCGAAAGAAGAGCCAGCCGAGGAGAAGCCAGCGGAGAAGGCGGCGGACGAGGCCAAGUCUACUAAUGGGGAGGCCACCGAAGAUAAGAAGGUUGAUGGCGCUGAUGAGUGA